AGCCACGUCAAAUGUAGAAACCUGGAUCCGGAGUGCUAAUGUCGGCUGUCCGCAGCUUGCUCCAUGACCUGGGUGCGAACUUGUCCAGCUUUGAGGCGGCGGCGCCAGGCGCCGCAGGCGCCGCAGAGAAGCCCGCUGUCAAGGUCUCCGAGAACGUUGGAUGCGCGCCGGGCUUUCGCUGCAUGUCUCUCAUCAGUGAGUUUGGCAUGGAGCACAAUGGCGAGUACGAGCGCGUCACCACUCCCAUUCUGCCGCCCCGCUUCGAGCAGCGGGAUGUUUGGGAAUGGGGCUGCCCUGCCCUAGGCAACAUGACAGCCGAAGGCAAGUGCAAGCCACCCAAGCCAGGGGAAGAAGCAUCAGCAGGCAUGUGCUGGUCCCAAGACUCUCUGCUGGUGGGGCCAAAGACUCCCUGCGGCAGCCAAGGGGACAAGUGCAUGUGUGUGAAGCCGGUGGGCAGUGAUGGCUCGAUUGGCUAUGGGAACAAGAGCCGCGAGAUCUUGCCAGAGUUCACCGAAGGUGACUCCGGUGAUUACGGAGGGGUGGAAGUGGUCAUGGGCAACUUUCAAGUCCAGCCCAUGCCGCAUUGUGGUGACUGCAUGGAUCUAAGCGCCAACUGGGAGGAGUGCAAGCAGUGUGCGAACUGCUCCUAUGGCACCAAAGUGCUCGAUGGCCGGCCGACCCUUGCUUGCUACCCCAAGGACUUCCAGCCUCCCGGGCAGCCGUUCGUGGUGGAAGAGCCGCCAAAGGCGGGGGAUGAGUACCGGCAAAAGGACUACGUGCUUUUGCAGGGCCAGGAGGCGCACGAGCAGGAUAUGUGGGUCAUCCCGCAAUAUCCGCUGUGGGACCCGCAGCCGCAUGGCGUGGAGAAGGAGGCCCCGGAAGGCGGCCAGAUCUUCCCUUUCCAGAUGAACACGGAGCCCCUGUCCAACGAGGCAUGGGUGAAGAAGUAUCACGAGGCCGCGCCGCGGAUCCAGGCUCUCAUGGACAACAUCGCCAUGAGGCUGAAGAACACCUGGGGCCCUCAGGCGGCUGAGACGGACUGUUCUGAGCCGCUGGAGGAGCGCGUCGUCAAGGCCAACACGGCCCGGCACAUGUGCAAAGAGAUGCAGACCCUGCAGGGCACACUGGCGCCUGGCCAGCUUGGCGCCUUUCCGCGAAAGGCGGAAGGGCAGACCUUGCGGUGCGAGUUCGAAAGGAAGGACACAUGCUUGAAGCUGAACUGCUAUAGCAAGGAUGAUGACUUCUCGGAAGCUGUCUCCAUGAUGAAGCGAAGAAACAAUGAAUGCAGGACGGAGAUGGAAGAGAAGGCAGCAGAAGAGGCGGCAGCGGCGGCAAAGGCAGAGAAGGGGAAGGGAAAGGCGGGCGGCAAGGGUGCCAAGGUUGGCGGAAAAGCGCAGCCUGGAGAGAUGAGUGUGAAAGAUCUGAUGAAGGAGGAGGAAGCCCCGCUCGUCGAGGAUGCUCCUGCUGAGGCGCGGAAAGAGGUCCAGCAGGCGAUGCCCUUGCUCCUGGGGCCGCCUCGAGGCGCAGAGCGCGUGCGCCGGGGUGACUUCCUCUGCGCUGUCAGCGUUGGCGGUUAAGAG
Messenger RNA from Effrenium voratum, 1580 nucleotides. NCBI's taxonomy places the organism in Eukaryota, Dinophyceae, Suessiales, Symbiodiniaceae. The record is from the annotation of a GenBank genome assembly.